Syngnathus acus (greater pipefish) is the source of this 6681-nucleotide messenger RNA. It is a transcript of the gene pik3c2a, whose product is annotated as phosphatidylinositol-4-phosphate 3-kinase, catalytic subunit type 2 alpha. Bases 416 to 5578 code for a protein of 1720 amino acids. Gene Ontology annotation, biological process: phosphatidylinositol-mediated signaling; phosphatidylinositol-3-phosphate biosynthetic process; cell migration. NCBI's taxonomy places the organism in Eukaryota, Metazoa, Chordata, Actinopteri, Syngnathiformes, Syngnathidae. Gene Ontology annotation, cellular component: plasma membrane; cytoplasm; phosphatidylinositol 3-kinase complex. Gene Ontology annotation, molecular function: 1-phosphatidylinositol-3-kinase activity; 1-phosphatidylinositol-4-phosphate 3-kinase activity; phosphatidylinositol binding. The record is from RefSeq and is a predicted model, not a curated record. The transcript is spliced from 33 exons.
AAAAAAAAAGCUUUUCUUCCUUGUUGUGGGACAGAGGCGCUCGAGUCGUCUUUACUUUUAACAAUCAUUAAAUCGAACUCACAACAACUCUACCGUCGUCAUUGUUAAGAAAAGCGAACCGAGCGUGUGUUGAAAUUCAACGUGGCUGUCGCUCUUUUAUUUUGUUAGCCGCUAACUUAGCAGCCAACUCAACUUGGAAGUUCGAAUCGCUUCGAAAACGAGUGUUGACAAUUAACAAAAAAACUAACCGAUAUUCUAAAAAACACAAGUUCCUUUAACUUAUGUUUUAGCAUUAAGCUAAAUGCUAGUGCCCAGUGUCAGGAAUUCGUACUGGAGUGAAUCAGGUGUAUGAGGCUCAGCUUCGCAGUCCCGAUGUAAAAAGGCGUCAAGCUCAUGGCACCUCCCAGUUAACGCCAUGGCCCAGAUAUCGAGAGGUAAUGGCUUUAAGAUGGAUGUCCCCCAGCCUAAGGGGCUUGUGGGUAAAGAGGAAGCCCUUCGCAUGGAAGAGGAGGCUUUAGCAAAGCUUCAGAGGGACAAGAGGCACACGUUCUCCUCUUCUCCCACCGGGAAGUCCUCUCCUCCCAAGUCAACCAAGCCCAAGUCUGCCAGCGUCCCUUCCGCUUCUUCUCAACGUUUGCCCGCCGCCAAGAGACCAGAAAAGGACCUCAUUGUGUUCCCCGAGACCAAGAAGCAGCCGGAGGCCAACAAGUUCAGGGACAUCGAUGUGGACAAGCUGACCAACAAGGAGCUGGAGAAGCUCCUGCUGGAUGAAGAUUUUGGGGCCAACAGUAAAGUAACCCGCCCGUCGUCGCUGCUGGGCUUUAACCUCAGCGCUUCUUAUCCCGGAGGCAAUACGGGUAGCUCCUCCCCUUUCCAAGGUUCCCAAUGGACGCCCAUCCUGUCCACGCCGUCGAGUUCGGCCGUGUCCACGCCCACCCAUCAGCCGGCACCCUUGUUCCCUUCCGCCUCGUUCUCCAAGCCGUUUCAGAACGGCUUCCCUCCAGCCAUGUCACCCUUCAUGCCGCUGCCUGCCCAGCAGACUUCUUUCCUGGCCUUUGCUCCCAUCCAGCCUGCCACCAGCGCCGCCGCCGCCGCCAUGGUGUUCCCCCCGCCGCCUGCUGUGGACCCCGAGAUGGCAAAGCUCUUUGACAAGAUUGCCAGCACCUCGGAAUACUUGAAGAACGGCAAGUCGACCUGCACUGACUUAGAUUCGGCUCCGGCGCGCGCCGCCUCCCUGGCACCCAACCCGGCGCCCCAGCAACCGGCGGCCGCGGAAUCCACCGGCAUCGGCCGCUUCGACUGGCUGGACCUGGACCCGCUGACCAAGCGCAAACCCGACAACGAGGAAGCGGGCACGCCGCCGGUUGACCAACCCGAUGAGGCGCUGGGCGUUCCCGCCGGGGAUCCCUGGGACGCCGUUCUGGAGACUGAAGAAAAAAGUAACAAGGGGGAAGCGUCCGGGUCGGCCCGGUCGCAACAGAGGAGGGCGUCGACCGGGGCCGCCGUCACCAGGAGCCACUCGCUCAACAUCCCGGGAAGUUCCUCACAGCACAAAGCAAACUGUCAGGACAAGGGUAGAGGAAAGGGUCUACUGAAGAACGAUGCCCUGGAAACGGAAGACGCUCAGAACCUGGAGGUGGUGGCCUUCUGCAAAGAUGUUGCGAGCCUGCGCUCCAAAUUCCCUCACGGCGACACGUCCAGCAACCCCGGCUACUUCCGUAGUCCCGUGAUCGCCCAGAGGGACGUCGGAGGAGACGGCACCAGCUGCUCCGUGAAGGUGUCCAUCGAGAUCUCCGACUCUCAGCAGCCCGUGACCUUCACCUGUGACGUGAAUUCUCCAGUGGAGCUCCUGAUCAGUCAGACCCUCUGCUGGGUCCACGACGACCUGGACCAGGUGGACUUCUCCAGCUACCUCCUCAAAGUGUGCGGCCGGGAGGAAGUGCUGCAGAAUAAACACAGCCUGGGCAGCCAUGAGUACGUCCAGAACUGCAGGAAGUGGGAGAAUGAGAUCACAUUACAGCUUCUGUCUCACUCCACCAUGAGACGGGACUUGGCUCGCACUGUGGAUGAUGACAACGCAUCCAUCAACUUGGAGAGACACCUAAGCUACGUGGAGCGACCAUUCAAGGAGACCGCCACUAGACAAGGCCUCAUUGACUACCUGGAAGGUUAUCACAACCAGGUUAACAUCUGCCUACAAGAUGAGAGUACCCAGUACAAGACUGUGGACCGGGUGGUGCAGACGGUGAAAAACUUCUGCUGCGCUCUGGACGAGGUGGAGACUCAGGCUGUCGCCGAAGCCAUCAAAAGGCUGCGACACUCCGUCAAUCUGCCGAGGACGCGCUCGCCAAUGUUGGGGUCCCCAUCAUCUGGGCAGACUGCAAACGGUCACGCCAGCCCAGUGGACGAGAGCAUGGCGCUGCUCACCCAGGCCGUGUACGACUUAGCCAAGCUCUACCUGCGCUCCUUCUGCGCGCCGUCCGCCUCCUUCUGCUCGCCCUCGCUCAACGGAGACACGGCCGAGAAGGUGCAGAGCAGCAAAGAAGCCUCCGGAACCACGGACCAUCUCCAGUUCACCCUCUUUGCCCUGCACGGCAUCCCGGCCAACUGGGUCAGCAGUUACGAGAAAUACUUCCUGGUGUGUUCCCUCACCCACAACGGCAAGAACCUCUUCAAGCCGGUCCAGUCCAAGCGAGUCGGCACGUACAAGAGCUACUUCUACCAUAUCAAAUGGGACGAGAUAAUUCAUUUCCCCAUCGCCGUGGCGGUGCUUCCGCUGGAGUCCAUCUUGGGCCUGACCCUGUACGGUGUGCUCAACCAGAAUGCCGGAGGCUCCCCGGACUCCAACAAACAGAGGAAGGCCCCGGAGAUGCUGGGCAAAGUUUCCAUGCCGCUGUUUGACUUCAGACGGGUUCUCGCCAGGGGCACCCGGCUGUUGUGUUUGUGGGCGUCAUUACAGGGAGGCGUUGCUGGUUCUGCAGGCGGACGCAAAAGGAUGUCUGCGGAGAGAAUUGUGCUGCAGGUGGAUUUCCCCAACCCUGCGCUGGAUGUUUUGUAUGUGGGACCUCUGGAACCUGCCAGUUCAGAGCCAAGUCCAAAAGAGGAGCUUGAUCGCGACCUCCGACGCAAACUGGAGAAGAUCUGCAGCCGAGCGUCCAAUUUUGGGCUGAGGCGGGCAGACCACCAGCUUCUCUGGGACCACCGACUCCAUUGCCGGCGGGAUCACCCCAGCAGCUUGCCCAAGGUGUUGGCCAGUGCGCCCAGUUGGGAUUGGGCCAGCAUGGCUCACAUCCACUCCUUGCUGCACCACUGGCCCCCGCUGCCUCCCGUCACUGCGCUGGAACUGCUCGACUCCAAGUUUGCUGACACCGAGGUCAGGCGGGUGGCCGUCAGCUGGGUUGAGAAGAGUACCGAUGACGAGCUGGCGGACUACCUACCGCAGUUGGUGCAGGCUUUAAAGUUCGAGUGUCACCUCAAGAGUGCCCUCGUCAUGCUGCUGCUUUCCCGGGCGCUCGGCAACAUCAAUAUCGCGCACUACCUCUACUGGCUGCUCAAGGACGCCGUGCAGGAUGCGGCGUGGGGACGGCGUUACGAGCGCGUGCUCGGCGCCCUGCUGUGCCUGUGCGGGACCAAACUGCGGGCCGAGCUGGAGAAACAAACCCAGCUGGUCACGCUGCUCGGGGCCGUGGCCGAGAGGGUGAGACAGGCCGGCGGGUCCACGAGACAGGUGGCUCUUCUUGAGGGUCUUGAAACCGUUCAGAACUUUUUCCAGAGAAGUCGUUGCCGACUUCCCCUCUUCCCCAGUCUGGUGGCCAAGGAACUCAACAUCAAAGCCUGCUCCUUCUUCAACUCCAACGCUCUUCCUCUCAAGCUGGCUCUGGUUAAUGCUGACCCGCUAGGAGAGGAGAUCAAUGUUAUGUUCAAGGUCGGAGAAGAUCUGAGGCAGGACAUGUUGGCGCUGCAGAUGAUUCGCAUCAUGGACCGCAUCUGGCUGCAGGAAGGACUGGACCUUCGCAUUGUCAACUUCAAAUGCAUCUCCACCGGCAAGGACAAAGGCAUGGUGGAGCUGGUGCCGUCCUCCGACACUCUGAGAAAAAUCCAGGUGGAGUAUGGCGUCACGGGCUCCUUUAAGGACAAACCGUUGGCCGAGUGGCUGCGCAAGUACAACCCCGCCGAGGACGAGUAUGAGAAGGCGUCCGAGAACUUCAUCUACUCUUGUGCCGGCUGCUGCGUGGCCACCUACGUGCUGGGCAUCUGCGACCGGCACAAUGACAACAUCAUGCUGCGCUCCACGGGCCACAUGUUCCACAUCGACUUUGGCAAGUUCCUCGGUCACGCUCAGAUGUUUGGCAGCUUCAAAAGGGACCGAGCACCGUUUGUGCUGACCUCUGACAUGGCGUACGUCAUUAACGGCGGCGAGCGUCCCACCAGUCGCUUCCAGCUGUUUGUCGACCUCUGCUGCCAGGCUUACAACCUCAUUCGCAAGCACUCCAGCCUUUUCCUCAACCUGCUAUCACUGAUGACGUCAUCGGGGCUUCCAGAGCUGACCGGCUCCCAGGACCUGAAGUACGUUUAUGACGCGCUGCAGCCGCACAACACUGACGCAGAGGCCACCAUCUUCUUCACCCGACUGAUCGAGUCCAGCCUGGGCAGCGUGGCCACCAAGUUCAACUUCUUCAUCCACAACUUGGCCCAGCUCCGCUUCUCGGGUCUGCCGGCCAACGACGAGCCCAUCCUGUCCUUCUCGCCCAAGACAUACACCUUAAAGCAGGACGGCCGCAUCCUCAACGCUUCCAUCUUCUCAUUCCAGAAGAGAUACAACCCUGACAAACACUAUACGUAUGUGGUGAGGUUGCUCAGGGAAGGGCAGAACGAGCCCCAGUUUGUCUUUCGCACUUUUGAUGAGUUUCAGGAGCUCCACAACAAACUCACUAUCCUCUUCCCCCUCUGGAAGCUUCCAAGUUUCCCGAGUAAAAUGGUGCUAGGCCGCACGCACAUCAAGGAGGUGGCCGCUAAGAGGAAGCUGGAGCUGAACAACUACAUCCACAACUUGAUGAGGAGCUCAGCUGAGGUCACACAGUGCGACUUGAUCUACACCUUCUUUCAUCCGGUGGCACGGGAUGACAAGACGGAAGGUUUAGAUGCGACCCAAAGAGCUCCUGAACCCCCGUUGAGUCCAACGUCGGGCCGCGUGGAAGGCGAGAUCAAGCUGUCCGUCUCGUACAGGAACAGCAACCUCUUCAUCAUGGUCAUGCACAUCCGAGAUCUGGUGUCUGAAGAGGGGACGGAUCCAAACCCGUACGUGAAGACGUACCUGCUCCCGGAUCCACACAAGACCUCCAAGCGCAAGACCAAGAUCUCGAGAAAGACUCGGAACCCCACCUUCAAUGAAAUGCUGGUGUACAGCGGCUACAGCAAGGAGACGUUGGGCCUCCGCGAGCUGCAACUCAGCGUGCUGAGUGCCGAGUCACUCCGCGAGAACUACUUUCUGGGUGGCAUCACGCUGCGCCUCAAAGACUUUGACCUGGGCAAGGAGACGGUCAAGUGGUACAAGCUCACUGCCGUGCCCUACUUCUAAAAAAACAAAACAAUCAAUCGCCGCUUCCUUUUUUUGUCUCUCCUCCUAAUAACAAUGAGAUGUAAUGUUUUGUACAUUUUGAUAUUAGAGGACCAAAACUUUCACAAGAGUAAAUAUAAAUAUAUAGAGAGAGAUAGACACAUUUAUUUUUUAAGGACUAGAAACAAGGUUUUUUUUUUUUUUUAUAAACAUGUUCUCCUUCCUUAGGGGGCUUCACAUUUUGCUGCUUUAACCGCAAAACACUUUGGGAUGGUUUCACAAGCCGGAUUUAAGGUUAUAAACUACCGGAUUCUCCCUGAAGGUGUUAAGUUGUCGGUAUUACUUGCAGACAUUUGGGUAGUUGAACCCACCAGAUUUCAAAUAAUCAAUUACAGGACUCUUCCUGGAAAUGUCAAGUUUGCUGUUUUAUCGCAGCGUUUCAGGUCAUUUGACAAGAAAUUCACGGUAUUGCAAUAAAACAGUCCCCCCCCCCCUCAAAAUGUGCCAAAUUUAGCUAAAUACAGCAGCACGAAUUUACCACUCAAACAGGUGCCUUAGUGACGGCUCACAAUCUCUUAUAAUAACGCGGCCUUACUGCUACACUUAUUUUUAAUAACCACCUCACAAGGAAGAUGUAUUGUGGAAAUUGCUAAGUUUUUUGCAAGGUUGUUGUUUUUUUAUGGUCAAAGUGGGCGUCCACUAAUUGCACACUCGCUGGUGUUAAUGGCAAGACAGCACACUUUGGGGAGUUUGUGACUUCACUUGCAGUGCCUACAUGUCUAUUUGCAAUGUUCCGGGUUUCUCCCGUUCAGCACUUUUUACCCUCUCAUAGAAAGAAAUAAAGGGAACAAGGAAACUUACAAUAAAGAAAUUAAUAAAGUUUUCCAUGACAUGCAGGUGUGUUCAUAUAUCAUGACAAUGAUGACCAUUGGUGAAAAAAAGUGAAACUAAUGAUAAUUAAUCCCACUUUGGUUCACUCUAGUGCUGUAUAAAGAGAGCAUUUGUGUUAACACGGCCAGUUAUUUAUUAUUAAUUGGUGACUUGUACCUUCACUCCUCAAUGGCACAGUGUGUGGACUUUAAUCCCUCUUUCCUAAAGCAAAUUAAAUGUUUUUUUGGAACAAA